This is a messenger RNA of Ambispora leptoticha, 460 nucleotides long. Lineage: Eukaryota; Fungi; Glomeromycota; Glomeromycetes; Archaeosporales; Ambisporaceae. The record is from the annotation of a GenBank genome assembly.
CAUUGGUCAUAUUAGGGAUCUUCGAAAUAUGGUUGUCUAUCUUGGUUCAAAAAAGACCGAAGACCAAGAUUUGACCAGUAAAAUCAUCACCAAAGUACUCGAUUAUCAAUCACGAGUGUUCAGUGAUGACGAAAGGGGACAAGCCGAAAAGAAAGAAUUCGAAGAAUUCUUUUGGAAGAUGCGAAAAGUUGUUCAUUCUCGAAUGGACGCACAUAAAUUAUAUCCCGCGGGACGAUUAUAUUGGAUAAUUGGCAAAGACCGAAUUCCUUAUUGUCUUCCAAGUGAUGAUGACGAUGAGGAAAGUUAUGCUAACGAUGGACAUAAACGUUUAACUGAACACAAGUACAAUAUGGUUGAAGUUACAGACGUGGAAAAAAUAUUCUCGGAAAUUUGGUUCUCCCCGACAAUGAGUCUUGAUCAUCUUCCAAAUGUAUAUGAAAAUGUUCUUAAAAGUCUGUAA